AUGAAGCCACACACUGCAGCACCACACCAUACCGCAUCACACCACCUUGAAUCACCACACUACACCAGACUGCAGCACCACACCAUACCGCAACACCACACUACACCAGACUGCAGCACCACACCAUACCGCAUCACCACACUACACCAGACUGCAGCACCACACCAGACCGCAUCACCACACUACACCAGACUGCAGCACCACACCAGACCGCAUCACCACACUACACCAGACUGCAGCACCACACCAGACCACAUCACACCACCCUACAUCACCACACCAGACCACAUCACACCACCCUACAUCACCACACCAGACCACAUCACACCACCCUACAUCACCACACCAGACCACAUCACACCACCCUACAUCACCACACCAGACCACAUCACACCACCCUACAUCACCACACCAGACCGCAUCACACCACCCUACAUCACCACACCAAACCACAUCAUUACACCAGACAACAUCACCACACCAGACCACUUCACCACACUACAUCAGACUGCAGCACCACACCAAACCACAUCAUUUCACCAGACAUGA
Messenger RNA from Eriocheir sinensis (Chinese mitten crab), 549 nucleotides. RefSeq names its product soluble scavenger receptor cysteine-rich domain-containing protein SSC5D-like. The coding region runs from base 1 to 549 and encodes 182 amino acids. The record is from RefSeq and is a predicted model, not a curated record. The transcript has 2 exons. Lineage: Eukaryota; Metazoa; Arthropoda; Malacostraca; Decapoda; Varunidae.